This is a messenger RNA of Zymoseptoria tritici IPO323, 1263 nucleotides long. RefSeq lists its product as uncharacterized. The record is from RefSeq and is a predicted model, not a curated record. The transcript is spliced from 4 exons. Gene Ontology annotation, cellular component: intracellular membrane-bounded organelle; Golgi membrane. NCBI's taxonomy places the organism in Eukaryota, Fungi, Ascomycota, Dothideomycetes, Mycosphaerellales, Mycosphaerellaceae. Gene Ontology annotation, biological process: pyrimidine nucleotide-sugar transmembrane transport. Gene Ontology annotation, molecular function: pyrimidine nucleotide-sugar transmembrane transporter activity. The coding region runs from base 1 to 1263 and encodes 420 amino acids.
AUGUCGAGAAGUCGCGCCCUUGUUCCUGUGCUCGUCGGCAUGAUGCUGUUGACUGGCGUCUGCAAUACGCUGCUUACGAAGUAUCAGGACAUGCAAUGCAUCUCCGACUGCGACACCGACCGACCAAAACGAUUCGAGCAACCCGUCAUCCAGACUCUGCAGAUGUUCGUGGGAGAGUCCGGCUGCUGGCUCGUCGUCUUCUUGUCCUACUUGUUCCGCCGCAUACGAGGAAAGAGCGUGGCUUCCGGAACAGGCUACCAGUCGGUGAAUACGCAGGAUGGCGAGGACGAUGAAGAGGUGGAGGAUGACGAGGACGAGGCGGCAGCACACCUUUCUACGCAACCCCUCAGCGGUUGGAGAGUGGUGAUGCUGGCGUUGCCUUCCACCUGCGAUAUCUGUGGCACAACAUUGAUGAACAUUGGCUUGCUUUUCGUUGCGGCUUCUAUAUAUCAGAUGACGAGAGGAGCUCUGGUGCUGUUCGUUGGCUUAUUCAGCGUACUCUUCCUCAAGCGUCAUCUAACAGGAUGGAAGUGGGCGAGCUUGUUCAUCGUUGUGCUCGGAGUGGCUGUCGUUGGACUUGCUGGUGCUCUCGAGAACAAGGACACUCAGCAGCAUCCGAAACUACCUGGCGACACUCAGCCGCCGGAGGACUUGCUCGACAAUGUUAUGACGUUCGUUCGACGGGAAGCUUCAACUCUUGAGGUUCACACAGCCGCCGAGACUGUUCUCGGAUUCUUCUUGAUUGCCGUGGCUCAAAUCUUCACCGCCACGCAGUUCGUCUUGGAGGAGAGCAUCAUGGAGCGAUACUCGAUGGAUCCCAUACAAGUCGUUGGCUGGGAGGGCGUGUUUGGCUUCCUGGUCACCCUGAUCGGCAUGGGUAUUCUUCACGCGACUGUGGGCUCAACGCCUGCCGGCAAGGGAGGAUACUUUGACGCAAGAGAGGGCUUUUACGAGAUCUUCCACUACCCUGCGAUCGGAUUCACUUCACUUCUGAUCAUGAUAUCCAUUGGCGGCUUCAACUUCUUCGGUCUGAGCGUUACUCGCAGCCUCUCUGCAACCUCCCGUUCCACCAUCGACACUUGCCGAACACUGUUCAUUUGGAUAGUGAGCCUUGGUCUGGGGUGGGAGACCUUCAAGUGGCUGCAAGUCGUUGGGUUCGCCCUUCUUGUUUGGGGCACAGCGAUUUUCAACGAGAUUGUGCAGCCGCCGACCAUAAAGUUACUUCGAAGGCAGAAGCGCGGAGCGAUUGCGCUGGAGGAGUGA